UUUCUGCAUUGUAAGAGUGAAACACGAGAUGUUAAACUGUUGCUAUUUUGAUUCAUAUACUAGCUUAGCCAAAUACGAAUCUACGUUCUGCUCCAGGUUUCUAUGUAAUCGUGCACGAUGGCUUGAGUCUGAAUGUAAACAACGAACUUUACCACCAACGACAUAAAGGUGUUGAUUCCAAUGGAUUUACACUCAUUCUCUGCCACAGAUGUUUCAGGAUGCAAAUAUGGACCCUGAGCUGAUCCCUUCCAGAAUAAUGUUCACUGCUACAGGUAUAUCUAGCAAAUGGAUUGCGAUUAUUUGAUGCUCAAAAAGACCAGUGGAAUGCAGGUUGCAGAGGUAGAGAUCAGCUCUUGGUUAACUGAUUCUGGGACAUGAAUGAAUUCCUGAUUAUGCUAUUUCACUUUGUUUAUUACUAAUGUCCUUGCUCUAAGGUAUGAACACCACAAAUUCAAAUUCUUUCCUGUUUGGAGUCAUUAGGGCUAAUCCUACAUCUGCUAGAAUACAGCAAACAAGUGUAACUUAACGAUAAUAUGUUCAACAUGAAGCUAAUCACUUAUUUAUGGAUAUGACCACCACUACUCAAAAAUAUAGUUUUGAAAUUUGUUUUACUUGUGUUUAUUAUUAAUUUUGUAUUUUUCAAAGAAUUCAGUUUAUUGGAGUGUAACAGUUCAAAUGUACAGUUGUUGUUAAUUGUAAAUAUGACUGUAAGUAUGGAUCUCGCGGAUAUUUUAACUGCUUAUACAUCUGUGAUUUCUGUCACAGAACCUCCCAAAGAUUUUUACCCUCAAGAACUCAAUGACAACAAUAUUAACAAUCCUACUGCCACCACCACUACCACCACCACAAACAACAACAACAACUGCAACAGUGAUAUUUGUAAUAUUCAAACCAUUGAAAAUAACAACGUUGGUGGUGAUUUCACACAAAUUAGGGAUAUCCAGGAAAGACUAACAAACACCAACAACAAUGAGGAAAAAAUGCCACUUUGUGAAAUUUGUGGCAAGUAUUUUCUUAAUUUACAAGAACAUCUUAAAAUUCAUGUGACCAAGAAGUCAUUUGUUUGUGAAAUUUGUGGGAAAUCUUUUGCUCAAAACAACAAAUUAUUGGAACACAACAGAAUUCACACUGGGGAAAAACCAUUCCAGUGCGAUGUGUGUGGCAUGCAUUUUGCCAGGAAUUAUGAUAUGAAACGACACACAAAAAUCCAUAGUGGUGAAAAACCGUUUAGUUGUCAUAUUUGUGGGAGACAUUUCGGUCGUAGUAGCCAGAUUCGGGAACACAUGCUAACACACACAGGUGAAAAGCCAUUUAAAUGUGAAACCUGUGGAAAAUGUUUUUCCCGCAAUAGCCAAUUGCAACAACACCAGAAUACUCAUUCAAGUACAAAAUUAUUUUCUUGUAAAAUCUGUGAGAAAUCUUUCUCAUGCAAAAGCUCCUUAAAUAAACAUCAACAUAUUCAUUUAGCUGAGAAACCUUUUCAGUGUGAUGUUUGCGGAAAGCAAUUUCUGAGAAAUGAUGAAAAAAUUAGACACUCUCAAAUACACUCUGAAAAUAAACAAUUAAACUGUAAUGUUUGUUGGACAUCAUUUCAGGAAAACUCACAAUUACAGGAGCAUUUGAAAACCCAUCUUAGCGAGAAACUAUUGGAGUGUAAAAUGUGUGGGAAAUAUUUUGCAAAAGGCAGUAAACUACAAGAACAUACAAGAACACACACUGGUGAAAAACCGUUCCCUUGUAAUGUCUGUGGAAAGCACUUUGCCCGCAGUUAUGACAGGAAAAGGCACACGAGGAUUCAUACUGGGGAAAAACCGUUUGGUUGUGAGAUCUGUGGUAAGCGAUUCAGUCGAAGUACUCAGAUUCGUGAGCAUAUAUGGGUACACACGGGUGAAAAACCAUUCAGCUGUGAAACUUGUGGACGAUCUUUUACUCAGAGUAGCAAAUUGAAUGAACACUUACGAAUGCAUACUGAGGAAGUGCUGUUUCAAUGUUCAGUUUGUAAUGAGAACUUCAAUCAGGAUAAUAUUUUGCAAGAACACAUUAAAAGUCACAUGGAUGAGAAACUGACUACCUGUGAGGAGGAAGAACACAGGGAACCUUUAGCUAUAGACAAUAAAUUAAAAGAUUGUAGACAGAAAUUAUUCCCAUGUGAGGUAUGUGAUAAGUCCUUCCAAGAGAAUGAUUUGCUGGAGAAACAUCUAACAACAAUCCAUAUUGGAGAGAAAUCAUUUGACUGUGAUAUGUGUGGAAAGUCUUUUGUUCAAACUAACCAAAUGCCAGCAUAUCAGGGUGUGGAAAUGGCUGAGAAGCUAUUCAGCUGUGAGAUUCGUAGCUCUUAUAUUGAAAGCAAUGAAUUGAAGAAGCACAGCCAAUUACACAGUGAAGAAAGACCAUUUCCUUGUGAUGUAUGUGGAAAGCUAUUCCACCAAAGCGUUCAGUUGAAAAGACAUUUGAAAAUACAUUCUGGGGAAAAGCCAUUUAGCUGUGAUGUCUGUGAGAAAAAAUUUGGCCGAAGGUGCCAAUUGCGUGAACAUAUGAAGACACAUACCAGUGAGAAAUCGUUUAAAUGUGAUACAUGUGGCAAAGGUUUCUCACGCAGCUGUAAACUUCAAGAACACAACCGAAUACACUCAGGAGAGAAACCAUUUCAGUGUUAUAUUUGUGGUAAUUUCUUUGCCCGAAACUAUGACAUGAAACGCCAUAUCAGGACACAUACUGGGGAGAAACCGUUCAGCUGUAACACAUGUGGAAAGAAGUUUAGUCGGAGCAGCCAGAUGCUGGAGCACACCAAGACACACUCUGGUGUGAAGCCUUUCAGAUGCAGUGACUGUGGGAAGUGUUUUGCACGUUCUAGCCAGAUGCAGGAACAUCAUCGAAUGCACACAGGGGAGAAACCAUUCCCUUGCGAUAUUUGUAUAAAAUCCUUUGCACGAAGCAGUACAUUGAAGAAACACAAAAAAACACACAAAUAAGAAACAAAUUAUAUAUACAUAUAUGAUAUAAUAAAUAUAUUUCUAUGUAUCCAAUGUAAACAUUAACACUUAAUAGUCAAGAGAUAAACAAAAACUAAGGUAAACAUUACAUAGUAAUUUUUUAACUGCAUAUAUCUUAUGUAUUUAAUAACCAGGGUCAUGUUAAUGACUUUGAAAUGCAUUUGUUCAGCUAUUUUGACUAACAGGCAUAGUUGUGUGUUGAAGAAACUUGCUUCACAACUAUGUGGCUUUGGGUUCAAUCCCACUGCUUGGCACUGUGAACAGGUGUCUCCCACAAUAAUUAAAGGUCAGCCAAAGCCUUCUGAGUAAAAUUUAGCAGAUGGAAAUUGUAGAAACCCAUGGAAAGGACUGUUCCAUGUUUACUUCACGCCUCUGUUGGCACACUUUACUAUGUGCCUAAGACAUCAUGGUUUCAAACACUUAGAAUUAAUAACAUGGGGACUACACACCAGACUUGUGAACAUCAAAUGUUAUUUGAUACCACAACAGCAAGUUAUGAAAUACACAAGUUAUUGAGUAUUGCAACAUGUUAUUGCAUACUUAAUUUUUUUUUUUAUGAAAGACAUCUUCAUUUGAAAUGAUUUUGUUUAGGAAUCUUCUAUGAGAUUUAUAUGUUGAUUGUUUUGACUGAGACCCCACUCCAUAUUGAUAUCUCUGACUUCACUUCACAGCAGACUGAGUGUAACACUUCCUGUUAGUGUUACUAAAAUAUCAUUCCAGUGUGACUGCAACACCACUCCACAUCAGUCUACAUUGGUUUGAUUACAUCACCACUCCUAAUCAGUAUCACUUCAUCAUAACCCUAUCAUAUUGUUUAUAACUCCACUUCACAUCAAUGACUUCAUCAGUUUAUCAGUGAUAUACCAGUUCCCUGAUGUUUUUUUUCUUACUUCACUUCAUCUCCGUUUGUCACACCAUGUCCCCAUAUACCUGUCACUCGAUCUGUCUGUCUACAUAGAUAUACUGAGCCAUUCAAAUCAAACUAAGUGUGUGUGUGUGUGUCAUCAUCAUCAUCAUCAUUUAGCGUCCGUUCUCCAUGCUAGCAUGGGUUGGACGGUUCAACUGGGGUCUGUGAAGCUGGAAGGCUUCAUCAGGCCCAGUCAGAUCUGGCAGUGUUUCUACGGCUGGAUGCCCUUAUAUAUAUAUAUAUAUAUAUACACACACACAUACUGAGUCAUUCAAAUCAAACUAACACUGUAUGAUAUUGUUACAACAUGAUAUCACGUUUUUAAUUUGAAUUACAGAAACACUAAUCAGAUUUUUUUUAAAGUGUCACACGUGACUUUUUUUACAUAGAACUGGUCAUCUAUUUAAAGGAAUCAAUAAAAAUACUUAAGCCUGAA
Octopus sinensis (East Asian common octopus) is the source of this 4336-nucleotide messenger RNA. Its product is annotated as zinc finger protein 845. Gene Ontology annotation, cellular component: nucleus. The transcript is spliced from 2 exons. Gene Ontology annotation, molecular function: RNA polymerase II cis-regulatory region sequence-specific DNA binding; DNA-binding transcription activator activity, RNA polymerase II-specific. Gene Ontology annotation, biological process: regulation of transcription by RNA polymerase II. The record is from RefSeq and is a predicted model, not a curated record. The coding region runs from base 702 to 2972 and encodes 756 amino acids. Lineage: Eukaryota; Metazoa; Mollusca; Cephalopoda; Octopoda; Octopodidae.